GGUGGCCAGGCGAACACACCAAACCGAACCGAAGGAUAAUAAGCGCACGGCAAUAAACGAACAGUAAAAGUUUCGCAAGCCAUUUUAAUUUAAUUCUUAAGCUUAAUUUAUAUGUGAUGUGAUUUAUUAAGUGAGAACAUUAUUUCUGUAAUAUAUACAUAUAACAAAGAGCAUCGAGCUAUAUAGUACAAACGAAAAAAAAGCAAACAUUUACGGCAUUUUCAUUCCUAAGAAUGCGAAAUAGCUUAACUUGUGCGAAAGUGAAAGUUUUGAGUUUGUUUACAAAUCUACUUUAAGGAUAUUAACAUUCUUCUUUGUGUAGUGUAGAAUUAAAGUUGGAAUGUGACUUGACAUAAAGUACAAUUGAUGCAAUAAAAUGUUCCACAGCAAAGAAUGCCAUCAACAAGUUCAACAAAUUCCAGUUAUAUUUAAAUCAUAAAUAACACACACAAAAACUAAAAGAAAAGAGAACUCAAUAUGCAUCAAGUACUCAGCUAUGAGACGGCUGUGAGGGCCAACAGCAGCCGUGACUAUCGCGAAUUUGUAUCAAAGCGCACCUGCGCCUCGCUGCUCUUGACAAUUGGCUUUUUCAUGCUCGUCUCAGGCUAUUUGCUGGGUAAUUUCGUGACGGAACGCAAAUAUCACAUACGCCAGUUGCUCACAAAAAAGGCAAUUAAGAGCGGAGGCGUUGGCAGUGGCGGAGAUGGCACUGUGGACAUUGAUGGCAAUAGGUCAGUGCAGUUGAAUAGUGCGGAUUAUGGCAGCUUGCAGGAGCUGCGAGCAUAUCACAAAACCAAGGAACAACUGCUAUCCGCUGCUCAGGUUCUCAAUAAAUUGUUGCAGCAGGACGAGAGUGAACGCUAUUUGGCCACAUCGCUGAACACGGAGAUUUUCAACAAAUACAUUAGCUGCACUCAGGACAUUCCGCCCAAUACGAACAUAAAGGCAAGCCAGUUUAUCGAGCAGCUGAUCGACAACACAAUUGCCAGACAACGCGACUGCAUGCGAAUUAUCCAGGUGGUCAUCGACAAUCAUCUCGCCAAUAGCCAGCUUUAAAGAGCACUUGAUUUAAUCGAAUAUGAUUAGCAGAGUUCAUCUAUAUGUGUGCUUUAGUUUUAAUAUUUUGAUAUGGUAGUGUAUGGAUUUUUAUAAAUAUUUGUGUGUAUGCGUAGAGAGUUUUCACAAUGUGUAUUUUCAAAGCUAAUAAAAGCAAACGAUAAACGAUA
Drosophila nasuta is the source of this 1226-nucleotide messenger RNA. RefSeq lists its product as uncharacterized. Bases 478 to 1056 code for a protein of 192 amino acids. The transcript has 3 exons. The record is from RefSeq and is a predicted model, not a curated record. NCBI's taxonomy places the organism in Eukaryota, Metazoa, Arthropoda, Insecta, Diptera, Drosophilidae.